AUGGCCCAUACUGACUGGACCUUCAAUCAUUUAGGACCCAGAGAAGUAGAUCAGGUUAAACGUGGGCAGAUUGUUGAAGAAGCAAAAGCUAAAUCAGACAGACUGAGUGUCGCAGAGAAUUGUUCUCUGGGUUUACAGGAGGUCAGAGAGGAGGAUGCUGGUCGUUACAUCUGCACACAGAUCAGAUCAGGACGACAACAAGGAGAAGACGCUCAUGUUUACCUGACUGUUGUUAGCUUGACUCAACAUCAGGACAAUGAUGAGGUGACGUUACGCUGCUCUGUGUUGAAUAACGCAUGGUGCAGACACACAGUGAAGUGGCUGUUCCAGGGUCAGGAUGUGGAUAAAGAUCUCAAAGAUAUGAACACAUCAGAAUCUCACUACGAGGCCUCUGUGACAUUUCUGACUUCUCAUGUUGGAUACAGAUCAGGGCUUCAUUUAUUUACUUGUCAACUAACUGAUGAUCACACAGGGGAAGUAUUUCUGUUUCCCUUCAGCACUCCGUCCUCAGGUCUCUUGAGGCUCAUCGUGGUGUCUGUGGGUUUAGCAACACUCAUUAUGAUCGUUGUGGCGGUCAAUAUAUGGACAAGAAUUAAAGGUGCGUUAUGAUGUAGAUGAUGGUACAGUGAACUGAGAAAACAUCAGACCUCCUGAUGGAGUUUGAGCAACACUUCUGCCUCCAUCAGACUCCACUGAUCAACAACGUCUACAUCCAUCAUCGUGUUUCACAUCAGGAAGACUUUAAGAUCAUUGUUUUGUAUGAAGUUAGGUUUAUUUAGCAGCUGGAUUUGAACCUUUUAGCAUUUUACUCUUUAAAAAAAAAAAUGUUUUACUUUCUUAUAUUGCCUGAAGAUUUCAGAGCUACUUUUAAUAUCUACUGAUUGUUUUUGAAGAUACAGCAGCUUGAGCUCAGUUUAAUAUCUCUGUGUGCUGUGUCUGCUGUGUUGGGAUGUGUUUGAGGGGUCUUCACCCUUAAUGAAGUCAGUAACAGUCCUAUCUUUAUAACAUGUGAUGACCAUAUC
Molecule: messenger RNA, 1022 nt
Organism: Trematomus bernacchii (emerald rockcod)
Lineage: Eukaryota; Metazoa; Chordata; Actinopteri; Perciformes; Nototheniidae
Exons: 5
Coding region: 1-609 (202 amino acids)
Biological process (GO): T cell activation; interleukin-15-mediated signaling pathway; positive regulation of ERK1 and ERK2 cascade
Cellular component (GO): membrane raft; external side of plasma membrane
Molecular function (GO): MHC class II protein binding; protein tyrosine kinase binding
Source: RefSeq, a predicted model, not a curated record